CUUAGACGUGGGUUGUGGAAGGUAUUCGACGAUGGAGAACGUCUGUAAAGAGGACGUGCUUCAGGCUUUGAAUGAGUUUGAUGUCAAGAGCGAUAUCCCGAUUCCGAGCCUGCUCGAGGAAUACCUACAUUUCGUUGCGUCCACUGGGGACACUGUUUUCCCAUGGACGAUCAUCAAAGUACUUAUGCGAAGAAAGAUCGAGCAGGUUCUCUGUGAUUUCUUGAUAACGUCAUCUCCAGAUUCCGUGCCGACGUCCCCUAAUGUAGACUCGUUCAAAUAUGCCCUGAUGAAAGAGAAAAUACUCGAAGCUCUAGAAUACUUCAAUCAAGCACCGUUCACCAUACAGCGACUGUGUGAAGUCAUGGUGGAUCCGAAGCGAUACUACAAGCGAAUCGAUAAACUCAUGCGAGCGAUCGAGAAAAACCUCUUGGUGACGACAACCACGGAGCCGCGACGUCCGUCGAGUCCGAGCCCUCAUCUGAGCGGAGUUGUCAACGGAUUUGAGGAUCGAACCAAUGGUCACCAUUCCGAGGAGCAAGAUGAGGAGCAGAUGGAUACUUCAGGACCCCCAGCCCCUUGCCAACCUGUUGUUGUCGGAAACUUCGACGAGUGCUCCAUGGCUGUGAGAGCUACAGAAGAAGAUGAGGAAGGGAUCGAGGACAUCGAGGUGGACCAGGCUCCAGACGCGAUACCGUCGCACACACCGACGCAAAACUUCGAUAUCGCAAUGGCCGAAGUGCAACAGGGAGGAUCCUCUCAGGAGAAUCUCCUCCAGAUACAGCUGCAGAUGCGGGAGCAGCAGCAGCAGCGGGAGCAGCAGAUCCUUGUCGGCGCGGGUGAACAAGCCGCAGCCGAAGACACCUCGUCGUCGCAGUCUUCAGAGAAGUCUGAGUCCGAAGAGACCGACGCGUCGACGCGCUCAGCUGAGGACAGUUGCAGCAAUGACGCGACUUCUGAUCUCGAGCAUGGAGACGCGCGGGAAAGCCCCCUGGAACCCGACGCUGAGCAACAGGUGAGAGCACAUAUUGGUCUCGGAGUCCAUCUUGCCGAAGCCUUUCUCUCUCAAUCUAGAAAUUGGCGUCCAGGGACGGGGAUCGAGUGGAUUCUCUCACUCGUCAGUGAUCAUUAA
This is a messenger RNA of Galendromus occidentalis (western predatory mite), 1129 nucleotides long. RefSeq names its product Protein phosphatase 4 regulatory subunit 2-related protein. The coding region runs from base 32 to 1129 and encodes 365 amino acids. Gene Ontology annotation, cellular component: cytoplasm; nucleus; protein phosphatase 4 complex. The transcript has 4 exons. Gene Ontology annotation, molecular function: protein phosphatase regulator activity. NCBI's taxonomy places the organism in Eukaryota, Metazoa, Arthropoda, Arachnida, Mesostigmata, Phytoseiidae. The record is from RefSeq and is a predicted model, not a curated record.